Molecule: messenger RNA, 2199 nt
Organism: Trypanosoma brucei brucei TREU927
Lineage: Eukaryota; Euglenozoa; Kinetoplastea; Trypanosomatida; Trypanosomatidae
Exons: 1
Coding region: 1-2199 (732 amino acids)
Source: RefSeq, a predicted model, not a curated record
AUGGGUCCGAAAACUCAGGAGGCGCGACCACCUCUACCCGGAACGCCGAUGCCACCAAUCGAUCCCAUCUUUGCAAUCACGGGCCCCAGUGCUGGCGUGCUGCAUGUCAACACAGCAGACCUGCUCCCAGAUCAAAGAAACAAGCUUGAUGACAACAUUUCCCGCGCCAUUAGUGACUGCUUGAAAUCAGUGGUUGUUCCUCUAGAUCGAUAUUGGAGGGCGGCAUCACAGCACCACACCUUACUCUGCUCCACUUCUGAGGAUGGUGCUGUGGAUAGUUCCAACACUGAGGGUGCUACCCCGUCGCACUGGCCAGCGGCAGAAAGAAUACCAGAUCCGGAAAAUAUUCCGUACACAUUCUACAGCACAAGGAUGGAAGCCAUCAUUCGACGGAGCUACCAGAAGGACCGCGGUGAGGUUCUCGUUGCCGCCGACGUGCGCAGUGGAAACAGUGGAAAGAUUUUCAACACUCUCCGUCGACGGGAGAUCGCGUCCUUUGUGAACGCGAUUCCUCUUGUACCGCAACGAAAUCUUUAUGUGAUGAUCGAUAAAGACGCCGCAGUUGACCCUUUUUUCGAUAUAGACUGCAGCCCACCGUUUGAGUGGUUGAAUUUUCCCACCGAAGUUGCGGAGGGUGAAAAUUUACCUUCAAAUGGAAGUCGCGCUAAAGAUUCCUCCUCACAGCCCCCAGUGCACAUUGACACAGCGGUUGUUGAACGGUGUCUCCUGCAGAUCUUGCAGUACUUACGGGAUGUAGUUGAGGAGUACGCGGGUGCGAAGUUGGAGCAUUGCUUGGUGCUAACGGGUUCAGUUCUUGUGAGUGAAUCUAGUGUUGGACCCUCAGCGCACACCGGGGCGACCAGACGGCAUAAUCUGCUCAGCAGCAAAGACACCAAACUGAGCUUCCAUGUUCAUUUCCGUUUGGAGAAAAAUGUUGUAUUCAGUAACAUCCGAGAACUCCACAAAUUCAUGAUGAAGAUUAGAGGUGGUAUAGAUGAUUCUUUCAAUAAGGCGGGGGACCGUGAGACCCGCUCAUUUUACCACAUGUUGCAGUGUUGCAUUGACUUCGGAGUGUACUCGCGCUGGAGAGCCUUCAGAUUGCCGUAUAAUGUAAAAGCUUCUUCGGACGGUUUGAACACCAUGAACGCGGCGAGUUUCAACUCCGCGAUUGACGCCGCGACGAAGUCACCUUUUAGAACGGCUUUGAUACCAAAUCUUAGCGUAGGUGAGGCUUCCCAUUCCAUCGUGCAUGAAAUUGAUUUGAGCACUCUGCAGGACUCACUCUUGUACUUUGAACCCACAAAGAAGCAGCAAGAACAUCAUGCUUUACUCACCAAAUUGUUUGGUGUUUUCAGAUUCUUACUUCCUGUUGUGCCCAAAGUAACAGCCAUAGGAAACGCUGAACUUGCUAAAUUCUUGUUGGCUCACCAGCCCCCCUUUCCACCCACUGAGGAAUCCGUCAACCCAUCUUACAGGGAUGAUCUAGCGCGAGUAGUGUUCGAACUGGCUCUGAUUCAGCGGGAUGCCAGUAAUUUGAUGAAUGAAGGUGAUGACAAAAACACAUUUAACUUCAUCAUGUGGAGUGAUUCCGCAGAGGAUGAGCGGGAUAACGCACUCAUCCAGGGUCCCUUCGGCAUUAACCGGCCACCUUUGCGUGAUGGGGCGCGUGCGCCAGUUCGUGAUAGCCGGAUUAAGAAAUUGAUAGCUGAAGUUUUUCACUGUUUGUCUCCUGCUUUUGGUGGUGGUUUGAAAAGCAAUUUACAAGCUCAAUCAUCGGACAUCUUGCGUCAAAGUGGCUCCUACAUAACGGCGGAUUCGCUCAGUGUGGAUUAUCAGGAUGGCGUACGUUUCUAUUAUGUACGUCAAAAGUCGUCCAAGUUUUGCAUUAGGUUGGGCCGUGAGCAUCGAUCGACUUACCCUCAGCUCUACCUGACCUACGGAUCUAUUAAAAUUCGUUGUUACAGCAACGAUUGCUCUGGCAAGUGCCACUGUUUGAAAUGGUCUCCAAACGACAAUGAGCGGAUUUGUGGCAGCUCUGCGGUGCUGCUGUCUGUGGAUGACAACGGUUAUCCAAAGUACGACCGUUUAGCGGAGAUCCGUGACCUUCUUUUCCCACCGCUGUCGCAGGAGGAGCUUAUAAGGCGCUAUGGCAUUACUUCAGUAGCAUCGGGAGAUGAAGAUAUCGUCCAACAGUGGUGA